Messenger RNA from Priapulus caudatus, 2168 nucleotides. Its product is annotated as sodium- and chloride-dependent creatine transporter 1-like. Gene Ontology annotation, biological process: sodium ion transmembrane transport. NCBI's taxonomy places the organism in Eukaryota, Metazoa, Priapulida, Priapulimorpha, Priapulimorphida, Priapulidae. The record is from RefSeq and is a predicted model, not a curated record. The transcript is spliced from 14 exons. Gene Ontology annotation, cellular component: membrane.
GAGGAGCAUGAGGGGUAGGGGUGAGACAGGACGAGAAGUGAGUAGACUGUAACUGACACGUGUCACUGGCGCGCCUCUGCGCAUGAUCCGUAGAUAUCGCCUACGAACAGUUUCUAGCAGACGACAUCUCCGUCCGGUAGAAAGCGUGUGAGAUUCACGCAUGAUCACGGAUCGGCGGUUACCAGCCGAACGGAAGAGUUGCGCUAAAUUGGGAUGACGGCAAAUGCGGCAGUGUUCGCCAGAGGCUCACCCAGACUUGAGAACGGGAUCCCGACAACAGUGCCACCUAUGGAGGGCACCAAGGGCCUCAAGUCGCAGGACAGCACGAUCGCGUUCCACACUGCCGACGAGGCGGUGCCGGAGAAGGUCACUGAGCCGGAGAGGGAGACGUGGGGCAACAAGAUCGACUUCCUCCUCGCCUGCAUCGGCUUCUCCGUCGGACUCGGAAACGUGUGGAGGUUCCCCUACCUCUGCUACAAGAACCGGAGGAGGCGAGUGUCGGUUAAGAUCCUCGCAUGGGGGUGGGGGACGUUCCUGAUCCCAUAUUUCCUUUUCGUUGCCAUUGGUGGCAUUCCCAUGUUUUACAUGGAGGUGGCACUGGGGCAGUUCAUGUCGGAGGGUGGAAUAAAAGCUUGGAAUAUAUGUCCUUUGUUUAGAGGCAUCGGUUUUGCCCGCAACGACAGUGAUUGUAUUUUACCUGAACUGUUAUUAUACAAACAUGCAUACCUUGACGUGCUCGCUUCGCUACACGUUCGCGCUCCUUCACGGAACUGCCGUGGGGCGUACAAGGUGUUGCGACUGUCGCAAGGGAUCGAGUAUCCGGGCGCCAUCCAAUGGGACUUGGCGCUCUGCCUCGUGCUCGCUUGGGUCAUCUGCUAUUUCUGCAUAUGGAAGGGAAUCAAGACGUCUGGCAAGGUGAUGUAUUUCACAGCCACGGCCCCCUACGUGUUCAUGGCAAUCCUGCUCAUACGUGGGGCGACCUUGCCAGGUGCAAAGGAAGGCAUCAUAUUCUACCUAAAACCCAACGUAACAAGACUGGCCGAGAUUGAGACUUGGGUCGAUGCUGGAACUCAGAUCUUCUUCUCCUAUUCCAUCUCGCUAGGAACGCUGACUGCUCUGGGCAGUUACAACAAGUUUCAUCACAACUCCUACAAGGAUAGCAUCAUCUUUGCGUUCACGAACAGCGGUACGAGUUUCUUCGCUGGCUUUGUCAUCUUCACCGUGCUUGGCUUCAUGGCAGGCAAGCAGGGAAAGAGUGUCGCCGACGUCGCCGAGUCUGGUCCGGGUUUAGCGUUCAUCGCAUAUCCGACGGCGUUAACACAGAUGCCCAUUGCGCCGCUCUGGUCUGUACUGUUCUUCUUCAUGAUUCUACUGCUAGGACUCGACAGCCAGUUUGUUGGUAUAGAGGGCUUCAUCACAGCUAUACAGGAUCUCUACCCGCGCCAACUGCGUCAGAAAGGCAAGCGCGAGCUGUUCAUAGCUGUCGUCUGCAUCUUCUCGUUCUUCGUCGGCCUCAGUAUGGUGACAGAGGGUGGAAUGUACGUGUUCCAGAUCUUCGACUAAUUAUACAGGAAGCCGCAUCAUACUGCUGGUGCGCAAGCCAUGUGCGAGUGUAUUGUCAUCUCAUAUAUUACGGUAGGCGUCAAACGUUUCUAUGGCGACAUUAACCAGAUGCUGGGAUACUCCAUCAACCCCUACAUGAAGAUUAGCUGGAUGUUUAUAACGCCUUUGUUUUGUCUCGUGAUGUUUGCACUCAGUGCGUACUCAUACUCAGAGCUGUCGUACAAGCGACCUCCGCCGUUCGGCACUUACUACUACCCGCAGUGGGCGAUCGCGAUUGGCUGGAUACUGGCGGUAUCCUCCAUCUUGUGGAUACCGAUCGUAAUGGCAUAUCUCCUACUCAGGGAAUCUGGAUCUUUGUCCGAGCGGGUUGCCAAGCUGAUUGAGCCGAUACUGAAGGAUCGAUCGGGCGACGAGCUGCACGACAACCUCGCCAUGGCCCCGUCGCCCACCGACGUCGAGAAGUACAUGCCAUCAGCAUUCUACCCGGUGCUGCCACCUGACACUCAGACGAAGAUGUGAAGCACGCGUUGUGUGGUGUGUGUGUGUGCGUGCGCCGUGCGUGACUGUGUGCGUGCGUGUGCGUGUUGUUGCUGCUGUGUGUGCUG